AUGCAACCGAUAUCAGGCGCGAGAAAGAUUAUGGAACAGAGGAUCUGCAGAUUCCUUGGAGGACAUCGUUUCCUCAGCCUACAGGGCCUCACCCUGAACGCCUCGGCCAAGGCCGGUGCCUCUCUCGACCUCACGACAUCGACAUCAUGUGAUACUCCAAGAAAACACAGCCCAGUUGAGGUUUUGCGUGGUGCGGUCCAGGCUUUUUUUGCGGCAAGGGGCCUUUCUGGGCUGAGCGCAAAGCCCAGCCGUAACCAGGCACGCCAGGUUUCUCCUACACACUACCAUGCUUCUGAUACUAGCCCGGGGCCCGAACGUCCAAGAUUGGGUCCCCUUUUCUUCCCCGCGGGGGCGGAACCUACGGAUCGCGUGAGGCAGCGAGCCCACACGACAUUCGAUUGCCUGUCUAGAUCACUGGUUCGGUAUUUCGGCAGCCUUGUGGCUGCAUCUGCUACUUGA
Colletotrichum godetiae is the source of this 459-nucleotide messenger RNA. RefSeq lists its product as uncharacterized. The transcript has a single exon. The coding region runs from base 1 to 459 and encodes 152 amino acids. NCBI's taxonomy places the organism in Eukaryota, Fungi, Ascomycota, Sordariomycetes, Glomerellales, Glomerellaceae. The record is from RefSeq and is a predicted model, not a curated record.